Molecule: messenger RNA, 942 nt
Organism: Colletotrichum siamense
Lineage: Eukaryota; Fungi; Ascomycota; Sordariomycetes; Glomerellales; Glomerellaceae
Product: Secondary metabolism regulator LAE1
Exons: 8
Coding region: 1-942 (313 amino acids)
Molecular function (GO): methyltransferase activity
Source: RefSeq, a predicted model, not a curated record
AUGGAUCAGGAAUGCUUACUCGAGAGCAGGUCAAAUUACAGCGCGUCGCUGACUUCAAGUGUCGUCGACUAUCCUGUCGAAUAUGGCCGUCGGUAUCAUGCGUUCCGCCCCGGGACAUACGCGUUUCCAAAUGAUGAUUAUGAAAUGGAUCGACUAGAUCUAGCUCAUGCCAUGAUUGUCAAAACCAUUGGCAACAGACUUUAUCUUGCACCGCUGCAAAAGGAGAGAAUCCACAAGAUGCUCGACAUUGGAACAGGGACGGGAAUCUGGGCAGUGGAGAUGGGUGAUAUUUUCCAGAACGCAGAGGUUACUGGGAACGACUUGAGUCCGAUUCAACCAGAAUGGGUUCCCCCCAACGUGAAGUUUGAGGUGGAUGACGUGGAGAGCGAUUGGGUCACGAACAGAAAAUACGAUUUCAUCAUGUGUCGGUACAUGGCUGCGUCCAUCGCCGACUGGCCCAGGCUAGUCAAGAACAUCUACGACCACUUAAAUCCAGGGGGCUUCGCUGAGUUCCAAGAGAUGGACACCGAAUUCUACUCAGAUGACAGCACAUACACUACCGAACAUGCUACUUGGAAGUGGAACCAGGCAUUCGCCAACGCCUGCAGAAGCAUGGGUCGGGACCCUUCCCCAGCGGCUAAAAUUGAAGGGAUGGUGAAGGAGGUAGGUUUCAAUGGCGUCUACGCCCGCGGGUUCAAGUGUCCUAUAGGUCCGUGGCCAAGGGACCCAUACUACAAAGAUCUUGGAAUCAUGAAUUUGGCGAUCACGUUGGAAGGGCUGGAAGCGUUCACUCUCAAGCUGUUUUGCGAUAUCUUAGGAAGGUCGCGGGUUGAGGUUGAGGUUGAAUUAGCGGCUGUUAGGAAGGAGCUGAAACAGGGGGAUAUGCAUUUGUUGUUCGACAUCUUUGUCGUAUACGGACAAAAACCUGGGUAUGUUCACUAG